CAAAAUAACCAGGCCAGCGCCAGUAGUCGAUUUCAGAGUUGGAGUCAGGCAGAGUCAGAGAGGAGUGUGAUUUUGUGCAAUGUCGUUCUCAAAGAUUUUAAUGAUAGCUACUGUUGGAGCUGUCUUGGUUGCCCUUAUCAUUAGAGACAACUUCGAUCCAGCAAGCAUUAAAGGAAAACGUGCAAUAGUGACGGGAGCAAGUACAGGUAUAGGGGAACAGAUAGCCUACUGGUACUGUAAGCUGGGAGCUAGAGUCUUGGUCACUGCUCGUAGAGAAGCUGUACUACAAAAGGUUGUGGAAAAAUGCAAAGAUCUUGGAGCAGAAGAAGCCUUCUACAUGCCUCUGGACAUGGGCCGCCUGAAUGACACAGAGGCACUCGUCAAAGAAGCAGAGAAGCGAUUUGGUGGACUGGAUUUCUUAAUUCUGAAUCACAUCUAUUCUAACUACCUCCACCUAUGGGGCAUUGAUGAGAUUGACCGUCUGCAGAAGAUUAUGGAUGUCAAUUUCCGUGCGUAUGUGAGCCUAGCAACUUAUUCCACCCCAAUGCUAGCAGAGAGCAAGGGAAGCAUAGGGGUUGUGUCUUCAGUGGCAGGGUUAAUAUCAGUGCCUUUAUACCCAUCAUAUAGUGCCAGUAAAUUUGCCCUCCAUGGAUUUUUUGGAUCCUUACGUCAUGACUAUUACUUCCAACACAUGGAUAUUUCUAUUACAGAACACAUCAUUGGUCCAAUCAAUACAACCAAUGCAGUGAAGUUUUCCAAGGGUGUUUACGAGCCUUCUAUGUUCAGCACUACUUCAGUGGAUACAGCAUACCGGAUCAUAGAAGGCACAGCUAUGAGAGAGAGAAUGGUUUUCUUUCCUAGAUGGGUGCAGCCAAUCACUAUGGUUCGGGAUCUAAUUCCUCGGUUUGUUGAGAAUAUGAUGAGAGCACGCAUCACAGACGAUGCUAUUGAAAAUAUGAAAAAAAUCCCUAAUACUUGAUGUCAGCAUGAGACUGACUAGCCUGUAUUUUGAAAUCUGGUGUCGUUUAAAUCAUGGAUAUCAAUUUUGGUUUGUUUGAAUAAUUGGGUGUUUCCAUCAGGCCCUGUGAUCACAUAAACCCUACCUUUCAUAAAAAUAUCUCACCUUGUUUUCAAAAGGUUGGAUCUACCACUUUCAAAAUCCAUGAAAGUAAUUCCAUGAUAUAUUUACAGAGUACGUUCUCAUAAUGGUAGACCCAACAUUUUAAAAAGAAGAUUGGAUGUUUUCCAUAAUGGGGUAGGUUUUCCAUUUAAUCAAUUAUCAGAUAGUAUUAAAGCUGGUUUUACUAUGGGUAGUAAAAAAUUUCUGAACUGUUAUGCAAUUUUUGACAUUUAUGUAAUUUGAAACCACUGUAAACACGAAAUAUCCAAUCAAUUGUAUCUGUGAUUAUUAUAUGUUAAAAAAACAUGAACUAAAAAAAAUGAUAGUACUGGUAGACAUUUUCUCUUUCUAUGUUGCACAACCCAGAGCCCUGUAACAUGAAAAGGGUACACAUUACUUUAUGGCAAACAGGGAGGGAUAUCCUUCCAAAAAGCAAUAUGAAGGCCCCAUUGUGUAAAGGUUACUAUGAUAGUAACUUUGUAAUCCAAUGGUAACUACCGUGGUAACAUGGUCCAACAGCCAAUCAAAAUCAAGGAUUCCAUGCUAGUCACUAUUGCAUGGCAAAGUUACCAUAAUAAUAGCAACUUUUGUGUGACGAGUACUGAGCAGAGCACUGAUGGGAUUACUUCUGUUGGUAUCAGUUGACCCUAAAUGAGGUAAAAUCAAUUCUUAUAUUUUCAUCCUGUGUUUGAGCUUUACUUUCAGUGCUCAUUCAUGGCUGGCCAGAGAUAUGUAUACAGCUGCUCAACUUGGGUAGGCCAGACAGAAUGUUGCUGUGGCUCAUUGUAACUAGUUGAAAGUGAUUUAGAUCUAUCAUAGUCUUGAUGAGCAGGCAGCAACAUAGAAAAUAAACUUUUUUUACCAUGAGAAGAGGACAAGUAGAAGUAAAAAAAAAAUCAAUCAAUUAUGCUCAUCCCUUGACUGCACACAGUGUAGUAUGUGCAUUUAAGUUUUCUGCAUGAUUCAAAUGGGUGUGUUGUGAUUGGGAGGGUUCAAUAAGAAUGUUUCUGAUCUAAAUAUAUGCUCCCUUUUUAUUCCAUCCUCAAAACCUUGUUGGUGCAAUGUUCCUGAAUUCAACUGAUCACUGUCCUGCUCUCCACUGAUCUAAUGAGUUUUAGAUCAUGAUAAUGGAGCAGCCCUUCAGUGAAUCGGCUUUUGUGAAUUGGUUCCGAAAGCAAUGUUUCUUUACGAUUUUGAAUACUUUGUAUUGAUAUGUUGAUGUCCAUGAAUUGCUUCUCUUGUCUCCAAUUUCAUAAUGGACUUAUGAUUAUGGACCAUAGUAACAGGGCUCAAGAUAUCAUAAUUGUAAGUGUAUAUGAAAUAGGACCUAGGCCUCCUGUAUGUUCAAGGAGAACACAAAAUUGUAUAUUUCAAUAUUGCCAAAGUUGAAAUUAUUUGAGUGGAAUAAAUCAAUGGUUUUGACACAUUUGCCUAGCCAUAGAUAUGUUGAGACAUAUUGCAAGAUUAUAAACCAGAGUUUGACAUACAGGCAAUUAUUCAUAUUCAGAAAGAUCAAAUACAAGAGGUGGUUAACCAUGUCUUGUAUAAUUUAAUCUUUAUAUCUAAACCAAAAAAAUUUGAUUGUUUAUGAUUGAACAAUAAAACCUAGUCAAGUAUUAUAACAUUUUUUCUUACAGUUAAUAUUUCAAUUUCCCAACAGUAUUAAAACGGUAAAUUGCCAAUUCGUCCACU
Molecule: messenger RNA, 2812 nt
Organism: Lytechinus variegatus (green sea urchin)
Lineage: Eukaryota; Metazoa; Echinodermata; Echinoidea; Temnopleuroida; Toxopneustidae
Gene: hsd11b1
Product: hydroxysteroid 11-beta-dehydrogenase 1-like protein
Exons: 5
Coding region: 80-979 (299 amino acids)
Molecular function (GO): oxidoreductase activity
Source: RefSeq, a predicted model, not a curated record